UGUUCAUUGUGGCCCAGGCGCAUCUGCAUGGCGGCUGCUGUUGACAUUAAACCAGCGGAACAUCUUCAUCGCAGGAGUUUUACAGCUUUUCUUCCACGUAUGUGCAUCUUGUUUAUCAUGUCUGGAUGGAGUAAAUAGUCUCAUAUUAUCUCUCCUAUGAUCGUAGCUCCGCCGAAAUCCUUUGAGACAGUGGAUCUGAGUCUGGAUGAUGGAGCAGGAGCUGGACUCGGUCAGAUCUGAGGUCUCCGAAGGAACGGUGGAUGAAGGAAACACAGGUACCAGCACUCGGAGGAAGAGGAGGAAGCGGGAACAGCGUCCGGAAUCCAUCAUCGUGUACCGCUGUGAUCCAGAGAGAUCAACUGGUGAAGGAGAUGCUGAUGGAGGAGAGAGAAGCUCUGAGGAGGGAGCCACGUUUCUGAAUAACACCAGUACUGAAGGUUGGUCUGUGCCUCCAGACAGCCGCUAUGUGACACUCACGGGAACCAUCACACGUGGGAAAAAGAAAGGUCAGAUGGUGGACAUCCACGUCACGCUCACAGAGAAAGAGCUGCGGGAGAUGGCGAGAUCCAAAGAGCGUCUGGAUGCCGAGUGUGACGCUGGCGAGGGUUCCAGUCGCUCCUGUGGAUUCGGUCUUUCUCAGGGGCCGCACAUCGUCCUGUGGAGCCUUUCCUGCGCUCCGGUUGUCUUCGUCCUGUCCUUCAUUACUUCGUUUUACUACGGUACUCUCACCUGGUAUAACAUAUUCCUGGUGUACAAUGAAGAGCGGACGUUCUGCCAUAAAAUUACAGUGUGUCCUUUCCUUAUCAUCUUCUAUCCGGUGCUGAUCGUGGCGCUGUCGGUGUCGAUAGGCUUAUAUUCAGCUGUGGUUCAAGUUUCCUGGGCCUUCAGUGAAUGGUGGAUGUCGGUCAGGGAUUUGGAGAAGGGUUUUUGCGGAUGGGUUUGUGGGAAGCUCGGAUUAGAGGACUGUUCGCCGUAUAGUGUCGUCGAGCUGCUGGAGUCGGACACCAUUUCUGGGAGUUUGCAGGGAAAGUCACUACAAACAUCUUCGGUGUGAAUACACACCUUGUGAUGUUUAAAGGGAUAGUUCACCCAAAAGUACGAUGGCCGAGAGACGCUCUUAAUUCCUAAACAAAUUAAGAAUACGAGCUGCAUUUUCUCACAACACAAGCAAAUAGCAAGUAACUCAAGGGAAAUGUUUCAAGGAGACCCUAAAACAUGAUAUACCCAGCUGGGAUUUGCUUGUUGUGCCGUAACUAUUCCUUAGUUGUAGGUGAUCUUUGAAUACCUGCCAACACUCCCGUUUUUCCUGGGAGUCUCCCGUAUUUUAGACCCAUCUCCCGUAUUGUUCUGUCUCCCAGAAAACUCCCGGAAUUUCA
Danio aesculapii is the source of this 1376-nucleotide messenger RNA. It is a transcript of the gene tmem169b, whose product is annotated as transmembrane protein 169b. NCBI's taxonomy places the organism in Eukaryota, Metazoa, Chordata, Actinopteri, Cypriniformes, Danionidae. The coding region runs from base 206 to 1054 and encodes 282 amino acids. The transcript is spliced from 3 exons. The record is from RefSeq and is a predicted model, not a curated record.